UCAGCAGUAUAGAAACAUCAAAUCCAUCGCCAGGGAGUCCAAGAUCCAGCAGAGGAGGUGCUAGGACGGGGUAGACUGUUCCACAGGGGUUAGCACGGCGAAGACCGCCAAGACUAAUACCGGAGGCUUCAGCAGUGACUCCAUUGGGCAUCUGUACAGCCUGUAGAGGUAGCAUCCCCAGACUUCUUACUACAGUACAGCGAGCUGUUAUCCCAGAUACACUUGGGCUGAUGCAGAUGGCAUCGAGAGCGGCUACCGUACGGAGCGUGCAUCGGCUAUCACUACGUGCAGGCAAAGGCUACCGAAGCUGGUCAUCAUCGCCCGUCAGUUAUCGGAAGACUCCUAGCAACAGCGAGUGGUCACUCAUUGGAGGCGCUGACCACAAGCCUUCACUUGGCGGAUCGUCAAUGGGCCAUCUCAUCUCUGAGCUGAGUGCAACUAAGCCUGGCAUGGAGGCGUUGAGGGAGGAAGGCCAAACCAUUCUGGAGGAACACCGCACCCAGGCUCGAAGUGUGGCGAAGUGGAUGAUCGGGCUGCCUCUUACUUUCGGAACUGUUGUAGUAGCUUACAGCUGGCUGCAUCAUGGGCCCACUGGAGAUUGAUAAUGAUUCUCGAGCGUCGGCCCGGACGCCCAAGAUCGUGUAAAUAGCUGAUCAAUCGCCGCUAGAAAUCCAUCCGGGGUUGCAUAUGGGCGACAGAUCGUCCAAUACCCGGUCAGAUUCUUCACGAUAUGUGGUACAAGCCAGCCGUGCAGCCUGCCAGCUAUGAUCCCGCGCCUUUCGCUCUCACGCUGGCCUUCCGAACCCUCGUCUCAGUAGCAUGAACCGAUGAACACCAAUCCACCAAAUGUAGAUACUGUUGCCGCAACCCCAUGCUUCCGGCCAGCAAUAUAGGAUACCGCGUGUUUCGCACGUCCCCUUCGCUGCGUGACGCCAAUGAUUGCAGGCUCAGGACCAUUAGGCCCUUAGAAGGGUUUCAUUCCUGGUAUGCCUAAGCAACAUGAUCGGCACGUUGCAUGACCUGAGCAGCACCACCAGUGAAGCCCAAGCACCACUGUGGCGAUUUGCGAGACGGAUCCGCG
Baudoinia panamericana UAMH 10762 is the source of this 1081-nucleotide messenger RNA. RefSeq lists its product as uncharacterized. Lineage: Eukaryota; Fungi; Ascomycota; Dothideomycetes; Mycosphaerellales; Teratosphaeriaceae. The transcript has a single exon. Bases 237 to 602 code for a protein of 121 amino acids. The record is from RefSeq and is a predicted model, not a curated record.